Punctularia strigosozonata HHB-11173 SS5 is the source of this 1281-nucleotide messenger RNA. RefSeq lists its product as uncharacterized. Lineage: Eukaryota; Fungi; Basidiomycota; Agaricomycetes; Corticiales; Punctulariaceae. The annotation marks the transcript as partial. The transcript has a single exon. The record is from RefSeq and is a predicted model, not a curated record.
CUCAUUGACUGGCUACGGAUGCUUUACAGCAGCAUGCGUUACUCCGUACGGCUGGGAAAGCAGUAUUCGGAACUCUUUCGCUCUCAUGUCGGUAUUCUCGCGGGUGACUCUGCCUCUCCAAUGUUAUGGAUACUCUACAUGGCUGAUCUCGCAAUCCCUGAGCACAAUGACGACGUGGUCCUCGCAGGGGAGCGUGUAUCUCACUUCGAACAGGCCGACGACCUUAAGGUCACCUCCACUUCUCUCAGUGGUGUUCAAGCGAAGAUCAACACUGUUGUCGCCUGGUGUGCACGUAACCUCAUGAUUGUCAACCAUAUCAAGUCGCAUAUGAUGGCGUUUGGCCCGCUGCCGCUGCAUAUUCCCCGAAUCUUCCUCGGUGACCAGGAACUCGCAUGGACCGACGUCGACACACAUGUCGGCACUACCUUCGCGACCACUAGCCGGAACAUACUGCAGCAGCACUACGUUCGCAAACGUUCCGAUGCCAACACCAUCGCCAACAUCACAUUCGCUGUGCGGGCCAAGAUUGGUGAUCUCCGUCCGACCGACGCGUUCAAGCUGUACAUGGCACGGAUUGAUCCUCACCUCACCCACGCCUGCGAGAUCGCGCUCGAUAUCGAUCCUGUUCUCCUACGCAUGCUUGAAGGCGUACAGUUCCGCUACCUUCGUCGGGCGCUCGGUCUCACGGCGCGCUCUCACACUGUUGUUCUUUUCACAGAGACAGGUCUCAUGCCGCUCCGCCACCGCCGCCUCAUACUGGCUCUACGCUAUCUCGUUCACCUGUGCUCUCUUCCUGCGGACCACUAUGCGUACUUGGCCCUGCAGCAGUCAUUUGCCCUCGCACAUGAUGGUUCACCUUGUUGGGUACUCGACCUCCGGUAUGUCCUCAGCCGUUUGCCGGGCCCAAGUCACGGCGCGCACUCCCUGGAACAGCUCCGUGAUCCCGAAUACGUCCUCUCACUAAUCAAAAUCGUCGAGAAUCAACUCGAUGCGUGGCUCACCGACCGUAUCGAUACCUCACCUAAGCUAGAGCUCCUCCGAGGUCGCAUGUACAUUGGGAAGAAGGGCACGGUGACUUUCCCCGUUAGAUGCAGACGAGCUUAUCUGGAUGUUCCGGUGCACGAGCACCGCAUUAGCAUCACCAAAAUCAUGACUUCCGACCACCUCCUCUCGGUAGAACGAAUGCGUUGGUCAGAGCGUAACCGCCCCAAGGUCCCUCGACACUGGAGACUGUGCAGACUCUGCACAGACGAAAUCGAAGACCCUGUCCAUCUCCUUCUG